CGUUAAUCUCAGCCAGCUCUCUCCUCUCACCUCCCUAUAUAUAUAUACCUCGCCGGGGAUAUGUGGUGAUGCGGCAGAGCAGCAACAGCUAGCGCACCACAAACAAUGGCCGCUCCUGCCGCCGUCAGCUGCUUCCUCGCUCUCGUUUUCUUGCUCUGCGCCUCCGCCGCACGGGGCAGCAGAUACCCGGAGCAGCAGGCGGCGGACCGCGUGGGGCGGCUGCCUGGGCAGCCCGCCGUGCCGUUCCAGCAGUACGCCGGGUACGUGACCGUGAACGAGUCGCACGGCCGCGCGCUCUUCUACUGGUUCUUCGAGGCCGUCGACGACGCCCCCAAGAAGCCCCUCGUGCUCUGGCUCAACGGCGGGCCUGGAUGCUCGUCCAUCGGGUACGGCGAGGCGGAGGAGCUCGGGCCGUUCCUGGUCCAGAAGGGCAAGCCGGAGCUGAAGUGGAACCCCUACUCCUGGAACAGAGAGGCCAACCUGAUGUUCCUGGAGUCCCCGGUGGGCGUCGGCUUCUCCUAUACCAACACCAGCUCCGACCUGAAGAAGCUUGGCGACAAGAUCACCGCUGACGACGCCUACAUCUUCCUGCUCAACUGGUUCAAGCGCUUCCCCCAGUACAGAUCCCACGAGUUCUACAUCGCCGGAGAGAGCUAUGCAGGGCAUUACGUUCCGCAGCUGUCGGAGAAGAUCUUUGACGGGAACAAGCAAGGCCCCAAGGAGAACCACAUCAACUUCAAGGGCUUUAUGAUAGGGAAUGCUCUCAUGGACGACGAGACCGACCAGACUGGCAUGAUCGAGUACGCCUGGGACCACGCCGUCAUCUCCGACCGCGUCUACGCUGACAUCAAGGCCCACUGCAACUUCAGCAUCGAGAACGCGACCAACGCCUGCAACAAGGCGCUGGACGAGUACUUCGCCGUCUACCGCCUCAUCGACAUGUACAGCCUCUACACGCCCGUCUGCACCGACGCCUCCUUGUCCUUCAGCCGUAGCAAGAAGGUCGGCGUCCACGGCGCCGCGCCCAAGAUCUUCUCCAAACAUCAUGGGUGGUUCAUGAGGCCGGCAGGUUACGACCCCUGCAGCAGCGACUACUCCGAGGUCUACUUCAACCGGCCAGAUGUCCAGGCGGCGCUGCACGCAAACGUGACCAAGAUGGGCUAUAACUGGACACACUGCAGUGACGCGAUCGGCAAUUGGAACGAUGCUCCCGCCUCUACUCUCCCCAUCAUCCGCAAGCUCAUCGCUGGCGGCAUCAGGGUGUGGGUUUUCAGCGGCGACACUGACGGGAGGAUCCCCGUGACGGCCACGAGGCUGACCCUGAACAAGCUCGGGCUGAAGAGCGUCCAGGAGUGGACGCCGUGGUACGACCAUCUGCAGGUGGGUGGGUGGACGAUCACCUACGAGGGCCUGACAUUCGUGACGAUCCGCGGAGCUGGGCACGAGGUCCCUAUGCACACGCCGAGGCAGGCGCUGAGCCUCUUCCGGAACUUCUUGGGUGACAAGAAGAUGCCUCCCACGGCCUUCUCCUAGAGAGGAAACAGGCAUCAAGUCGUUUGUUUCUGAUACCGUAUAUUAGAAAAAAGAACAACUUGUUUCUUGGGUCUCCUUUUCUUUGUUCUCGACCAGUGUUACAGAUGUAAUUCGAUUGGAACAAUCGUUUAAUUAAUAAAAGAAGUCAACCGUGCUGAUUGGUUUACACAACAAA
Molecule: messenger RNA, 1708 nt
Organism: Lolium perenne
Lineage: Eukaryota; Viridiplantae; Streptophyta; Magnoliopsida; Poales; Poaceae
Product: serine carboxypeptidase-like 34
Biological process (GO): proteolysis
Cellular component (GO): vacuole
Molecular function (GO): serine-type carboxypeptidase activity
Source: RefSeq, a predicted model, not a curated record